Messenger RNA from Diabrotica virgifera virgifera (western corn rootworm), 16152 nucleotides. Its product is annotated as eukaryotic translation initiation factor 2-alpha kinase 1-like. Lineage: Eukaryota; Metazoa; Arthropoda; Insecta; Coleoptera; Chrysomelidae. Gene Ontology annotation, biological process: protein phosphorylation. The transcript is spliced from 5 exons. The coding region runs from base 244 to 1959 and encodes 571 amino acids. Gene Ontology annotation, molecular function: ATP binding; protein kinase activity. The record is from RefSeq and is a predicted model, not a curated record.
AAAGAAUGUCAAUGUCAGUUUUAUGUGUACUUGAUGUUGACAACUGUGGAGCGGUGCAAGGUUAUGUUUCAAAUUUGAAAAACAAUUUUCUUGAAUUGUUCUUGUAAUAUUUAGAUCUGUUAAUUUCUUUUAAGUGCCAUAAUAGUUAUAGCAUUCGAUAUAAGGUAACACUCAUCCAUAAUCUUUGAUAAAAUCAUUUAUGAAUAUUUUCUGCAUUUUGAAACAUUCAAAACAAGUUUUGACAUGUCCAGUACGACCGAUUCUGGAGGAAUCUCGAUAGAAUUUAACAACGAGGAUGAUGAAGACAAUAUUGAAAAUCCUCGAGACGUUUCUAGAGCUACCAGAAUUUCAAAAACAGCUGGCGAUAAGCCUCGGUCCCUGUAUUUACUACCCAAACCAAGUGUGUCUCUUCAAACAAGCCUGUUGAUUGAGUCUCUAAUCAAACAUAUAUGUAGCAUAUAUGAGAGCGAUAGCCAAAAAGCUGAAAAAGCUUAUAAAAUUCUUUGUGAUAAAUUGUGCAGUAUGAAUCUGAUAGGAGAAAGUUACAGUAUGAAUGAGUUCGAAGGGAUUAGAAGUCAGUACCAAACAGCUCUUUUCCAAUUUGUGAGAUCAGUAAAUGGGGGCAAUAAGGCUUUGCCACUUAGUUCCAUUUGGCCUAAAUCGGAUAGUAGUUCUCAUUACUGUACUGAGUUCGAAGAAGUGGAUUAUAUUGCUGGUGGAGGUUUUGGACAGGUGUAUAAAGUAAAACACAAACUAGACGGAACCGAAUAUGCCAUCAAAAAAAUCCCAAUACAGUCUGAAGGUAUUGAGUCAGUAAGAAAUUACCUUUCAGAAGUUAAAACAUUCGCUAGCAUGAAUCAUUCCAAUAUAGUACAAUACAAAGGUGCUUGGCUAGAAAUUGGGGCACCAAAAAGUACCAAAGUCAUUACUCACAAAACUACUGAAUCUACACACCAAACAAACUUCUUUUACCACCAAGAAACUGUUCAGUCGUUUAGUGAAGAAAGUGAAGAGGACAGCACCGAUUUUCAAAUUAGUUUUGAACAUAGUGUUAGUGGAGCUGUUUCUAAGAAAGAUGGCUCAUCCAAGACUGCUGGUAGGAAAAAGAGAAAAAGCCUAUCAGAAGGAGACGAUAUGGUAGUGUGCAAAUUAGACCUGAAGGAAAUAGAGAAGAUUAGAUCACUGAAUAGGACGAAGGUAAAAUGGGCAACACUGUACAUCCAGAUGGCGUUGUGUCAGAUGACUCUAAAACAAUGGUUAGAACAGAGGAACGAGGUUUCUAAUCCUGACAAAGCUUUAGUUCCUAAAAAUGAACUGAAAAUUAGGAAUAAUUGUAUUAAUCAAAUUCUUUUUCAAUUAUUAAAUGGUCUAGAAUAUAUUCACUCGAAAGAAAUAGUCCACCAUGACAUUAAACCGAGCAAUAUUUUCAUUCAAAUGGAAAAUGGUCAGUUAUUGAUACAGCUAGGAGACUUUGGACUGGCAUGUCCACUUCAAAGCGUGAGGCAUAGUUUGGCGUUCGGAACGAAGCUCUACGCAGCUCCGGAACAGUUAGAAGGACAAUGUGAUAAAAUGAGCGAUAUGUAUUCCCUAGGAAUAGUUCUCUUCGAAUUAAUAGAAAAUUUUCGCACCGACAUGGAACGAGUAAAAUCAAUUACAGAGCUGCGCAACGGUCACACACCAACCCAUCUCUCGACGACACACCCUCAAAUCGCCGACAUGAUCAAAAAACUAAUCGUCAACAGCCCCGACCUUCGACCGAAUACGACAGCCCUUCUGCAGACUCUGAAUCCCCAAAGCGAAGAAAUGGAGCAGCUGAGGGUAGAAGUGGUGGAUCUACGUGAAGACAACGCCGUGCUGCGCGAAGAAAACGGUGUUCUACGGGAAGAAAUUACUGACCUGCGUGUAGAAAACGCGCACCUCAAAGAGUUGCUCAAAAUGCAUGGCAUUCACAGUGUGUAAAAUGUAAGUUUGUGAUAGAGUAAUUGCGUCAUUUUUAUUUAUUUUUGCAUUUUUUCAAUUCCAUAUUUUUUAUCACAAUGGAUCUGAUAACAUGUGUAUUAUUUAGUGACAUAUAUUUAUGUUUUAUCGGUUUUCUACUAUUAUAAUCAUUAUCAUUGGCUUUACAACCCAUGGUGGGUCUUGACCUGUUUUAGAAUCAGCUUCCAUUCCUUCCUAUCCUUCGUCUUGGUUUUCCAACUUUGUACUCUUAACACUCGUAAGUCGCCUUCCACCUGGUCCUUAAAUCUGGCUCUCUUUUCCCCACUCCAUCCAGUCUUUGGUUAAAAUAUGUUUUGACGACUCCAUCUGGAUCGUUCUCUCUAAGUGGCCUAGCCACCGCAGUCUGUUUAUUUUGAUGGACCUACCAAUAGUAGGUUCUUUUGGCGCAAACCUAAGUGAGGACCAGUUUGAUAAGAGUUCGGUAUGUCAAUACUUUCGUUCUUUUUGUGAUGUUUGAUGCUAAAAGUUUCUUUACUUUAAUCCAUAAUAUGCUCUAUUUGUUAGAUAUAUACGUCUGUUAAUUUCUGCAGUUAUUGUGAUACUACUAUUAUAAUAUUCUACCAAUGUUUCGACCAAUCUUUUAUGUUGUUUAAUCACUAUAUUUUCAAUAAUUUGUGCCUAAUCAAUUUUUUAGGACACUGGUAAUGCCAUGAUCUUAUGGUGCUUCUCUUAGUGCUGGUCAUUCCGUUAUUUAAUUUAUCCAUUCGUUUUUUGGACAGCUUGUAUCUUAGUGCACCCUAUGUAGCCUACAGCUGAAUCAUGUUUGUGCGUCACACUGUUGCCAUACUUUUUUCUUUAUUUCUUUCAUAAUUUCAAUCAAUGUUAAAGGUACCUACAAGAAUAAUAGAAUAAUUUUAUAAAAACGUUUAAAUUGAACCCAAUUUUGAAAAAAUGUGAAAACUUUGAAUUAUCCACGUCCGUCUGUCCGUCCGUCCGUCCGUCUGUCUGUAAACUCAACUCCUUCGUCAUUAUACCAGAUAGAAUGACAAAUGAGGUGUCAAAUGGAAGCUUAAAAUCCAAGGAUGGUACUAAAGGUGAGAAAUUUGACCUAGGCUGUCUGUCCGUCUGUCAGUCCAACCGCAAAUAUAAAUCCUCCGUCACUAUACCAGGUAGAAUGACAAAUGAGGUGUCAAAUGAAAGCUUAUAAUCCAAGGAUGGUACUAAAGCUGAGAAAUUUGACAUAGGCUAUCUGUCAUAAGCAGUCGGACGGACUGACAGGCGGUCAAAUUUAUCACCAUUAGUACCAAGCUUGGAUUAUUAUUUCUCAUUUGAUUCCUUAUUUGCCAUUCUACCUGGUAUAAUGACAGAGGAAUUAAAUUCGCGGUCGGACGGACAGACAGUCUAUGUCAAAUUUCUCUCCUUUAGUACCAUCCUUGGAUUAUAAGCUUUCAUUUGACACCUCAUUUGUCAUUCUACCUGGUAUAGUGACGGAGGAGUUAAGUUUACAAACAGACAGACAAGACGGACGGACGGGCAGACGGACGUGAAUAAUUCACAUUUUCGCAUUUUUUCAAAAUUGGUGAAAACAACAACAUAAAAAUUUAAUUGGUGCUUUUUUAAAUGCAAACUAUUUUUUUAAUGAAAUUUUAUGUAAUGUGAUAGUAUGAAAAAAUAGAGGAUAUGGCAACGGUGUUACAUGUGAUGCUCGGAUCCAAUGCCAAAAUCUACACAUAAAUAUUAGGGUGCACUAAUAUACAAGCUGUCCCGUUUUUUAUGCAUUUAGACUACCCUUAACAUUGCUAACCAGUGAGUUUUGCAACUACACAUUCAUUCUGAUAGUCUGGUAGCUUCACUUAUUGUUCUGUUUAAUUUAGUUUUGUAAUAAUUUUUAUGAGUUUAUCAAUUUUCUAAGUCCUUUUUUUGCUCCGACCGAGGUAGGUCCUCAAGCUAAAACAGUACAUCUGUAUUAAAGUAAAUAGACGUGAAGAUAGCCACUGUUUUAGUGACCUCAAUCUUUUUCUUCUUCUUUAAGUGCCUUGUCUGUAUUCAGAAGUUGGUCGUCAUCAUGUUUACAAUUUCUUGAAACCUUUCUCUAUCGUUUGCUGCGCAAAAUAAUUCUUUUGCUAUGGACCCACACCAUUGCCUAAUAUUACCCAGCCAUGAAAUUUUCUUUCGACAAAUUUAACUCUUUUCCUCCACUUUUCCUUGAUGUAUUAUAUAAGGCGAAGUAGAUGGUAUUUCGGUGCGCUAAUUAUGUGGUCAAAGUAUUCUCUUUUUCUCCUCUCUAUGAUGUUUCUGAUGUUCUGGAUUCUUAAUUUUAAGAACAUCCUCGUUGGAAGUGUGCGAAAACCACGAUAUUUUUCGGAUCCACCACAAUUCGAAGGCUUCUAAUUUGUUUAGCAUUGUGGUUUUUAAUGUACAGGGUCAUUCACUAUAUUUUGACCCCCCUGUAAACUAAAUAAUCAUCUUAAUGUUUAUAUUACUGAAUAGGGAAUUGAAUAACCUUUCAAAUAAGCUAGCACACGACCCCUAUUUUCAUUUAAAAAAUAGUGAUUACGUCAUCACGCCCAGAUGGAUGACGUCAUUAGUAUGAUAUAUAUGUCAAAAAAUCAUAAUUUAAAAAUCGAAUAAGUUUUGUAUUUUACAUUUUUUUCUAGUUCUUUAUAAAAAAGCAGUUUACAGGGGGUCAAAAUAUAUUGAAUAACCCUUUACAUGUGUCACAACCAUAUUCUAGGAUAGAUCACACAUAAUAUUUUAGGAUUUUCUUGCGAAUAUACAUCGACAGUUUUCUGUUACAUAAUAAGACUUAAUUUUUCUUUUGUGAGUUUGUUGAUUUUGCGGUAUAUGUUAAUAUUUCUAUUUUCAGAUCUCAAUUCAAGGAGUAUAAUACAGGGUGUUUCAAAAAAGGAUGUCAUAAAUUAAAUCACGCAUUCCGGGGACAAAAAUAAAUGGAUUGAAUCCAACUUACCUUAGUACAAAAAUGUACACAAAAAAAGUUACAGCCCUUUGAAGUUACAAAAUGAAAAUCGAUUUUUUUUUUCAUAUAUCGAAAUCUCUUAGAGAUUUUUUAUUGAAAAUGAACAUGUGGCAUUCUUAUGGCAGCAACAUCUUAAAAAAAAAUUAAAGUGAAAUUUGUGCACCCCAUAAAAAUUUUAUGGGGGUUUUGCUCCCUUAAACCCAACCACCCCCCCCCAAACUUUUGUGUACGUUCCAAUUAAUUCAUUAUUGUGGUACCAUUAGUUAAACACAACGUUUUUAAAACUUUUUUGACUCUUAGUAUUUUUUCGAUAAGCCAAUUUUUAUCGAGAUGCGGUUUAUUUUUUAAUAUGUUUACAUAAAUAUUCUAUGGGGGUUUUGCUCCUUUAAUCCCCCCAAAUGUUCGUGUACGUUCCGAUUAAACUAUUAUUGUGGUACCAUUAGGUAAACACAGUGUUUUUAAAACUUUUUUGCCUGUUAGUCUUUUUUGAUAAGUCACCUUUUAUCGAGAUUUGCCUUCUUCUUCAAAAUAUACCUAAGAAUGUAAAUUAUAAAUAAAUUUUCAGCUUAUUAACAGGUAUAAUAUCAUAGGUACUUAACCAUAUACAAAUAUGUGGUGGAUUCGACAAAUAUUCAAAAUAUCUCGAUAAACUUUGGCUUAUCGAAAAAGUACUAAUAGGUAAAAAAGUUUUAAAAACAUUGUGUUUAACUAAUGGUGCCACAAUAAUAAUUUAAUUGGAACGAACACAAAAGUUUGAGGGGGUUUAAGGGAGCAAAACCCCAUAAAAUUUUUAUGGGGUGCACAAAUUUCACUUUAAUUUUUUUUAAGAUGUUGCUGCCAUAAGAAUGCCACAUGUCCAUUUUCAAUGAAAAAUCUCUAAGGGAUUUCGAUAUAUGAAAAAAAAUCGAUUUUCAUUUUGUAACUUCAAAGGGCUGUAAGUUUUUUUGUGUACACUUUUGUACUAAGGUAAGUUGGAUUCAAUCAAUUUACUUUUGUCCCCAGAAUGCGUGAUUUAAUUUAUGACAUACCUUUUUGAAAAACCCUGUAUAUACUGUCGGAAAAAUGAAAGAAUACCCAUGAACAAUCACAUCAAUCACUCAUUUUUUAUUUUCUGUCUUUUUCUAUAAAUAACAAACGUUUGUUAUAGAAAAAGACAGCAAAUACAAAAUAAGUGAUUGAUGUGAUCGUUCAUGGGUAUUCUUUUAUUUUUCCGACUGUAACUGUGUUUGUAUGGGAAAAUAAAAUUGUUGCUUUUACUAUUUUCCUUUCACCACCGUACUACCGAGUACAUUUGAAUCGUGGUAAAAGUCAAACGCGAAAUUUAAAUAAUAAUUGUUAUUUAUUAGUCUUAUGUGCAAUUUUCUUAAAUUGUCUUUUUUUGUAAAAAUCUACACAGUAUUAGAAAACUUAAAAAAAGAUUAAUGAAAUCAGUAAAUUUGUUCUCAAGUUAUGGCAUGACAGGGAAAUAGGGAUCCAUUUUUAUAGUUUAUAUUCAAUAAUUUAUCAAGUAUUCGUUGUUAACUAAUUUAAGUCGGUAAAGAACUGAUAAUAGAUCAUUUGUGCCAAGAUCGCAGUAAUACAAAUACUGCAUAGGUACCUAUACAAAAAAAAGUUAAUAAUAGAUAUACUAAAAGCACAGUAAAUAUGCACUAGAAAUAAACGAACCAAGACACGUUGGAUGUUACGAAGAGCACUUCCGAAUCAUGAUUUACAAUGUAUAUACAUUGUAAAUCCAAAUCAUGAUUUACAAUGUUCAUACAUUGUAAAUCAUGAUUCGGAAGUGCUCUUCGUAACAUCCAACGUGUCUUGGUUCGUUUAUUUCUAUUGCUUUAUUGUGAUUUUAGUAUGGGUCUAUAUUUAUUAACCAUACGAAGGUAUUCAUAGCUAAAACAAAUCAUAAACAUAUCUCUAAAUAAUACGCUUUGUGAUAAAAAAUAUUACAAAUCAUUGGGUUGAAUGACCGCUAGUGUUCAAAAUUUAUCAUUUGUGCGAAUGAGUGUGUGUGAUGUUUACAAAUUUUUUUAAAUAAAUAAAAAACAAAAAAAAAAGGAUUGCGCACAAUACAAAUGAACGCAUAGUUUGAUUAAGUUUAAACAAAAUAAACUUGUUUGGUAGGAAAAUACCCAUUUGCAGAUUGUGUAAUAAUUUUCGAAAUGUUUGUUCAACUUUAAAAAAGCAAAAAAAAUCAUAAACAUUCUAUUGUUUGCCUUUUGUGCUUUGUUUACACAAGUUUAUGAUUUCUGUUUUGAUUUUCGUGUUUUAAACUUUCCUAUUUGCGAAAAAUAUUGCGUCCCGAAUAAAAAAUAUUAUUGUUAGGUAAUGUUACAGGUAAUUUUUUUGAGGUUACAACUUUACUUUAUUGAUCAUAGACAUACAUAGGUAGACUGCGCGCUGCAAUCUAAAACUGUGCGACAGAGAAAAGUGUUUGUAUUUAGGAUAGGCAUCUCUUUCUAAUUGGCAGCGUUUAUACAAUCGGCGCAGUUGGAAAGUCACGUGACUUUGCUAUGUUCAAGCUGUUUGCAAGAGUUUUGCGAGAUAUUUUUACGAAAUCUCAUUCACAGACAGUAAAAACUAAAGCAAAAUAUUCAUGGGUUAACAAAAUGAACGGAUAUUGGAGUCAUACUGGAAAUAAAAUUGGAGUCAAAACCUUGAUCGAACCUUAAAAAAUGACAGGUGACGUCACAAUUUAUUUAGGAUCUACCACUCCUAAGAACAAAAAGUGCAAUUGUGUUUUUUUCUCUCAAAAUUUCAAUGAUUGGCUACAUUAACGCAGUUAUGUUUCUCUAAUGUGGUAUACACUUUAAACUACAUAUUUCACUAAUUGGGUACCAAAUUUUUCGCAAACCUAGAGAUUUAUUCUUUUUAUAAUGUAUUGUUUUCCCAUUGGUACAGUUUAAAUCGAAUUUGGUGAUAAUGACGGAUGCUUCUUUUGGGCAAAUGGCGUAUACAGAUCAUAAAACAUCAACAGUUUAACAAAUUUAAGACGACAAAUGUUAAGUUUCUUAAAAAUGCUUCUGUUUUUUAAAACUGUUUAAUAGGGGAGUGCAUAUAUAGAUUUUCACUUCGGAAAAAUCAAACAAGAUAGAACUUUUUGUAAUUUCAUUAAGAAAUGUUUAAUAAACAACAUAUCAAAAAGUUCUAGUCGAGAAGUGGGUGCUUCAUUUUUUAUUAAACAAAUAAACUACGAAAUUAGAUGUUUUUUUUAAAUAACUCCGAAAAUAUAAAUUUUAGAAAAAACUGACUUGAAAAAUUCAGAAAAUUUUACAAAAAAAAACCAUAUAUAAAGAAUUUUCUAAAAUUAAAUCUGUAUCUUCUAUAAUUUUUUAUUUAUAACGCUAAAGUCACCUUUCUCACAAACAUUGACGCACUGUACUAGCGUACGGCGAAGUGCAUGGUUGAGUUAUUUUAAUGAAAUUCUUUAACUAAUGGAUCAAAUGAAAUUUUACAAAUUGAACAUGAAAGAAGAAUAAUUAAGCUAUCUUAUGGUUAUAAUAGAAAGAAAUACAAUGUAUGGGCAUAAGUACGGUGUGGGCGGAAAGUGAGCCUUACAUGAAUUUUGUUUAAAAAUGAUUUAAAAAUGUGUAACUAAUACAAUUUUUCUUAUAAAACUCUCAAUUGUGCACAACUUACCUUUCAAGCAUCUUACUAAAUGAUCUUUCAUUCAAAAAAAAUCUCAAAAAUUUAAUUCAAAUGAUAUGACGUCUCAAAAAAUGUAAUUUUUGAAAUCUUCGUAGUUUUAUAGAAUUCCACCAUUUUAAGACGGUAUUACUCAAAUUUGAACAGAUCUAUUGCAGUUUUAUAAGUGCUUUUUUAAAGCUUAGGAUGUAAUCUUUAAAAUGCACGAAAUUAUUGUACUUUAGAAAUGAGAUAAACUAUUUCUUUUUGAGAAAAUUACCAGCUAAAAAAAUGUUUAUAUAAAGUGAUCAAAACUUUUUCUGUAAAACUUACCUAAAAUACAUUUAUAAUAAGCUUCAACAAUAAUAAAUGUUUAACAAAAAAAAUUUUUUUAGCUCUUAUACAGUAUGUCUGCGUAACUUGGAACCUAUUGAUAACUUUUUUAUUAUCAGUUUUACGAAAAAAAGUUAUUCUUUAUAAAAUACUCCGCAUCGUAUAUAAUAUAAGAUCCAAUCAUCAAAUAUCAAAUUUAAUUAAUGUAAUACGAGGUAUGUCAAAAAAUAUGAAUUUCACUCAAGAGUAAAGUACCUUUACAUUUCACAGUAUCGAAAAUUGUUAUUAAGAAAAGUUGUUUGGAAUUAAAAAAUUUGUUUUAGUGUUCAAUUACAUCCUUCUAAUUAAAAUAUUGUGAAUAAUAAAGGUACUUUACUCUUAAGAAAAAUUCAUAUUUUUUACAUACCUCGUAUAAAAUUAAAAAAGUUUUAUAUCUGAUGGUUGUAUCUUAGACUUUAUACCACGGAGAGAAUUUUAUGAAGAAUAACUUUUUUUCGUAAAAGUGAUAAUAAAAUAGUUAUCAUAAUUGUAAUAAAAUGAUGAUGACUAUCCGUAAUUUGAGAAAAAAUUGAAUUUUUUUUUUCGAUUAGAAUGAUGUAAUUGUAUAUUUAAACAUAGUUUCUAAUUUCAAACAACUUUUCAUAAUAGCAUUUUUUGAUAUUUUGGAAUAUAAAGGUACUUUACUCUUUAACGAAAUUCAUAUUUUUGACAUAACUCGUAUAAAAUUGAUAAAAUUUGAUAUCUGAAGGUUGAGUUUUAGAUUUUUGACUAUCCAGAGCAUUUUAUGAAGAAUAAAUUUUUUUCGUAAAAUUGGUACUUGGUAAUAAAAAAGUUUUCCAUGUGGUUCCUAGCUACGCAGACACACUGUAUAAGAGCUUCUGUAUAAGAAUUUUCAAAUUGCAAUGCUAUAUUCGGAUUCAGCAUAAUCAAAAACAAAAUAAAAACAUAUUUGAUCAAAGUAAAAUGACGAAUUUAACGAUAUUUUUAAAAGUAUUUAUACAAAACAAUUGUUAUUGUUUAAACAAUUAAUAAACAAAUAGCGGCCAAAUCUGCGAGUAGAACUUUUUACUUUAACAUGUAUUAAACUAACAAAAAAAGUUUUAGAAAAAUAUAAGCUUGUUUGAAUUUUUCCGAAACAAUGCAUAUUUUAGUUCUAAUUGCACUCCCCUAUAAUGAAGUUUCAUGAUUUGAACUAUCAAAAUGUGAUAGUAUUAUGAAUAUAUACAGUCGGAAAAAUGAAAGAAUACCCAUGAACGAUCAUAUCAAUCACAUAUUUUGUAUUUGCUGUUUUUUUUUCAUAAAUAACAAACGAGAGAGAUAGAUUAUUAAUAAUCUGAAUAAUAUGUGAUUGAUGUAAUCGUUCAUGGGUAUUCUUUCAUUUUUCCGACUGUAUCCAUUAUAAGUAUCCUCGAUGCAUAGUUUAUCGUUGGGAAAGUAAUAAAUUAUUUUUAUUACAGUUUUAAUUAUAAGUAAGUCGGUGUAAAGAAAAAGCAACGAAUUAGUUCAGAUUUUAAACAAAAUAUCAAUCAUUAUAUUAUUUCAUUAUCUAUUAAAAUAUACUUAAGUUAAAAAAUUUAAGCAUUGAGUUGGCAGGAUGGCAUAUCGUACUGACGGACUCACUAGGAUGUGAUUAGUUUAGUGGGUUCCUGGUUCGAGCCACACUCUAGCCAGAAAUUUUGCAAAUGCAGCUGUAUGAAAAACCAAAGUGUAUCACCAAAGUAAAUCAAGUCUUUCGGUAAUUGAAUAGUACGGUGAUACAUAUAAUUUUGUAGCUGGUUGGCAAGAUAUUGUGAUUUCUAAUCGUUCAUAGUUUGAAACUUUGGAGUCUUCCGAAGAAAAAUUGUUGUAAUUAUAUUUAUAAUAGUCAUUUCAUAGCGUUCAUAGCCUUUCGAACGCUAAUUUCGUUGUGAGUGGUGUAUGUAGUGGUAAUUGAUUCGUGUCUCACUCCAACCAGAAAUUUUUCAAACGUAGUAUAAGAUCUAAAUUGAGUUGGCAGCUUUGAAUUGAAAUUUGCGCGUGAUUCGAGUCGGCCGAUAGAUGAGUAAUACGACGAGAGCUUCAUGGCUCACUUUACAGUCUGUGUUUCUGCUUGUUCUCCUGUAUCUGUAUCAUUAUUGUUUAUAGUGGUAAAUCUUUAUUUGUAUUGCCCUCUUUUGUUAGAUCCUAGUCCAGUUUCUAAUUUUAACAACCAGGACAGUUAUAUUCUACCAAUACCUAGUUUUCCUUCAGAAAACUCGGCAUCCAUCGCGCCUACAGCUUUCUUAUACCCAAUAGGGCUUACAAGAUAUGACGUGGUCUUUUGAGUCCAUUUGCCUAAUGUCUCAGCUGUUUCGCAUAUCUCAAUCGGCGGUCUGCCAAUACAAGAUCAUGAAUUUCGGUCACGUUAUACUCCAGACACCUGGACGUAGGUCAUCAAAAACCGACGUGCGACCACAUCGAAACUCGUUAAACCCAUUUUUUUACAAAUUAUGAAUCGGUUGCACAUGCAACUCCAUUUCAACAUGUUAAAGAAGUAAAUAUAAGACUUACAAUCAAUUUAUUGUACCUUGUAUUGUCCUUUUUUUCCUAUGAUCAUUUUUCAGUGCGUAACAAAUGAUAGGAAAAAGGGUAAGUCCGUGAUAAUACACAUUUAUGACAUUUAUUCUAACAUGCCAUUUUAGUUAAAUCUGACAGUUGUCACAUUUGAUUUUCAAUUUGGAAUAAAAACAAUUCAAAUGUGUUUCUUGCAUUUAUAAAAUGGUAUUUUCUUUGAUUUGUAUAGUCUUAUCAAUUAUACAGAUUAUAUUUGUAAUAUUAUUAUCUAAUUAAAAAAAAUUAUUUUUUUAUUAUGGCGCCAUCUAUCGACAACUAGAAUAACUAGAAUAAAUGUUAUAAAAAUGUCACCGACGAAAUGUAAUCACCAACGUGCCUUUUUUUCUGUCACAUACAAUUUAAUGCGUUAGAAAGAAAUCGAAAAACUGUGACGCACUGAAAGAUGAUCAUGAGAAAUACUGUACGAUCGGUUUCGAACACUAAACUUUGCUGUUCAUCGUCAUGUCUCCGGAAAUGUUAAUAAUGCACCUAUUUAACUACUUUCCUUGCAUCGGCAUCACUUACGUAACCUUCCCAUACACAUGACGAUGAACAGCAAAGUUGAGUGUUCGAAACCGGCCGUCCAAGGUACAAUAAAUUGAUUGUGAGUAAGUCUUAUAUUUAUUUCUUUAACUUUGUCAAUUUUUUAGUCGCCAUCGAAGGAGAAUAGUCACUGUACUUACACUAAUUUAAUACUGUUAAAUUGUAGGUACAAUUUCGGUGUUGAUAACUAAAUCUCUCUCUUCAAUCCUGGCUUCCCGGAGGGACUCUAGUGAUCGACGUAAUGUCGUGUAUUGUCCGUCUCCAAAGAUCUCUGUCUGGUCAUUUCAUUUAACUCAUACAUAGGUCUUUUGCUUAUUCUUUUAAUUGGAUCGUUCCACAUUGUUGGGGACCUUCCUUAUAUAAUUGGUCUUUCCAUGUUUUCUGUGUUAGCUCUCAGAACAUAUCCAAAUUAUUUUAAUUGUUGGAGAUGGACUUACUGAAGUGUCGUUGGCUAACUUUUAGCUUUUAAAAUUGAAUUAUUUGUCCUACGGUCAGUCCAAGGAAUUCGUAACAUUCGUCUCCAACAGAAUAUUUCAGUGGCGUCUAUCUUUCUUCUUUCCGAAUUUCUCAGGGUCCAAGAUUCACAUCCGUAGGUCAGUAGUGGGAAUAUUACGCAGUUGAUCGACCUCAUCUUUAACGCUCUUGAAAUUUGACAGUCAUUCCUUGCUUUGGUCAUUUUCGCUGUGGCAACUUUUGCUAGAUCACAUCUACGUUUAAUCGCUUCCUGUAAUGACCCUGUGUUUGUGAUCAAUGAUCCCAGAUAUAAGUAUGAGCUCACAACCUCAAACGGGUCAAUUGUGGUUAUGUGUGGAUGAUUGUUAUGUAGUCUAUCCACUAUCAUGAUAUUUGUUUUUAGAUAUAUUUAUAACUAAAUAAGGUUCUAAUUAUAAUAAUUCGUUGCUUUUUACAAUAAAUAUAUUUGAGUGUAUCUGGAUUUUUAGAAUGUUGGUAUUGUGCUAAGAUAGAUUAGAAUAUUAUGUAAUUCUAAGCCAAUUACUCGAUGAACAUGUGAUAAACGAACUGUGUUUUAUAUUUUUAUAUGGAAUUGUACUACUGAAUUAUCUUUUGUACAAUUUAUAUUGUGUUUGUCCCAAAUCAGUCGAAACCAUAGCCGUAGGUUUCAAAAUAUUGUUGAUACGGUAAGGCUACUACAUUUUAAAUCUUUGAUCGUGUCAUUUAAAAUCAGAUAAAUUGACAGAUUUUGACUAUCUAGACAAGGGGUUAAUUUAGAGUGACUAAACUGUAAAAGUAGAACCGUAUAUACUUGUAGUAUAAGUAUAACUACCAGGACUAUAACAAACCUCAUUGUUGAAGAUGUUCUCAACAAUCUAAUAAGUAACUAUUUUAACGUGAUGAAAAGAAAUCUCAUUCCUAGAGAUGCUUUUGUUCAAAAAAUCGCCUUUCAAUUUCCAAAAUGUAUUCAACAACUGUCUUCAGUAGGCGCAGUCAGUAGGAUUACAGAAAGAACAACUCGUUAAAGACAAUUAUUGUUAAGACCUUUUGUAUUGUACAAUUUGUUUAGAGGCAGUCAGAGUAUUUAAUAUCACCAAAUAAUUCACCUUCCCUAAUUCGUGUUAAUUAAUGCUUGUGCAGUUGAUGGUUACAUUAUUAUUUUGAUUGCUGUGAACCUGAUAGAGAUCAACUUUUAGUACUUCUGCUAAAAACAUGGAUAAAAGAGAUGGACGUUUAGUACUUUUUCCAGCUUCUCCAUCCAUAAUUUUGCGAAAGUCCUAAAAAAUCUUCUUCAUCAGCUUCUACGUAUUGAUGAAAGAUUAGGGAACGGAAGAUGUGUCUAGUUUUAUUGUGUGCUCAGACUUCUAUACCGUUGAAAUUAUUUGGUUAUCUAUCUCUUGGCAUGUUUUUUGAUAGUCAUAUGAAAACAAAGAAAGAGUCUUUGAGAAUAAAACAGAAUCUUGAUGCCUGUUCUGUAGAUGACUCAAUCGUCAGUUUUAUUUGAUCGCAUCAAUGGGUCUUUCUUCUUCUUGAUGUGCCUAUCCAUGACGAAUGUUGGCGAUCAUCACGGCAAUCUUUAUCUUAUCUGUAGCAGCGCGGAAAAGCUGUACAUAUGUUGUGUUGAAACAGGUUCUGAGGUUCUUUCAGGAUGUUCUUCUUCCUGGACCUCGCUUUCCAAAUAUGUUUCCUUGCAGGAUGGCUUGUAGGAAGGCAUAUCUGGCUUCAUUUCGCAUAAUGUGUUCGAAGUAUUGUAACUUUAGAUAUUUGAUUGUUCUUCUCUCUAGGUUUCUUGCUUGUUCGGAAGAACCUCUUGGUUCUUCUUCAUUUUUCUGAGGACCUCGUCAUUUGUGACUCGGUCAGUCCACGACAUUAUUGCGGCAAGUAUUGCCAGAUAUAGCCAAAUCUCAAAUGCUUCAAAUUUUCUAAACAUAGAUUCGUUCCAGGUCCACUAUUCAACACCAUACAAAAGGGGAGAGAAGAGUAGCAUCGAAGCAUUCUUACUUUUAUACCAAGAGAGAGAUUGUGGCUCUUGAUGAAAGUCCCCAACCGCUUGAAGUUGGAUCUAGCUCUUCCGAUGCGUGUUAUUUUCUCUUGGUUGUUAGUUUAUUCUUCAUUUAAGGUGCCGCGGUAGUUGUAUGUAGUGCGUCACUCUUUCUAUGGGGGUUUGGUUGAACUUCUGUCAUCUUUUUUUUGCUAAUGAUCAUAAGUUUUGUCUGCUUUGCAUUUAUAUUGAGUCCAUAUUGUUGACUGUAAUGCAUGAUUUUGUUCAUAAGGACUUGCAGGUCUUCUAGGUUGUCCGCAAAUACCAUGGUGUCAUCUGCAUAUCUGAUGUUGUUUAGUUUAGUUUCGUUAAGCGUCGAUAAAUAUUUAUCAAUUCAACGAACUGUGUUUGUUAUGCGCAGUCAUUACAAUUCCAGAAAGAUACAACUCCUGUGGGAACGUACUGGAGAGGACUUCUGAAGAUAUUGAAUUCUUAGUGCCUAAUUCAUCUUAUUGCAUCUCAGCAACACUCUUAUGAACUGUUUGGGUGUUUUAUACUUAACGAAUUGUUUAGGGACCACUAUAGUGUCCAAAUACAAUUUAAGUAAAUUGUUUAAUGGAUCCCUUCACGGCUUAUAGUUAAAUCAUUAUUUCAUUCACGUUAUUCCUUCGUGCAGCAUAUUAUAUUUAACACCCUUAAACUGUCAGUUGUCACUAUUUUUUCGUUGGCAACACUUAUCACGCAAAUGGCGGCAAAUUCAAAUCUUACAUAAUCUUUGUGACAUAUUUUAACUGUAUUAACGGUCGCAUAACUUAAUAUUUUAUACAGUAGUUAUGAAAAUAUACGAUUGGUUUAAAAUGUAAUAGCCUUGCAUACAUAAUUAACACUAUUGGCUAGUCUAUUGGCUUAGACACGUAGGUUAAAGUUUCAGUAACUACGAUAUUUUUGUUUGGAUGUCGAUUUAGAUUACUUGACUAGGUGCCUAUCGUGUUGCGUUGUACGAAUCUCGACAGAAAAUGUACUUUUUACAUUUUUAUAGAUUGUUACUACUUAAGAAAAUUUAAAAGUGAUAUUUUCUGUGAAAAUUAUAUUUAUUGUUUUUUAAUAAAAUGGUCUUUAGUCUAGGGGAUAUAGCUAGGUCACCGUGGCCCUUUCGAUUCUGAUGGGUCCACCCAAGUUUUUUAUGUAUUUUUUGGCUGCUGUUUACGAAUUUCGACGGUGAAUUUCGAUCUGAAUGGUCAAAAAAAUUUCAUAAACAAUUUAAUUGUUUAUAGGUUCUAGCUCGGAAACUAAAAGAGAUAAAAAAUGUUUUCAAAUAAAAUUUGUUCCUUGAACAAAAAACAAACAAAAUGACGUUUACUAAACUUUAAUCCAAUAAUUUUAACUCGAGAUAUUGUAGAAUCAGGGCAAUCUUAGUACAUAAUAUUUUGCGGCCAUUUUUCAUUAAUUUUACAAUAUGUCGAGUUCUAAUUAUUGGAUUAACCUCCAUUUUCUUUGUUUUUUUAUUAUCAAGGAACAAAUUUUAUUUGAAAACUUUUUUAUGUUUUAGUUUACGAACUAGAGAUAUAUAAACAGUUAAACUGUUUAUAACAAUUUUUUGACUACUCGGAUCGAAAUCAACCCUCGAAAUUCCUAAUCAGCAGCCAAAUAUACAUAAAAAGCCUUGGGUGGACCCAUUUAGAAUCGAAAAGGGGGCCGCGGUAAGCUAGCUAUGACCCCUAGACGACUUGACGACUGUCAA